GGGUCUCUUUGUCCCUCCGUCGAACAAAGCAAAAUUAGUAAGGUUUCAAACCUAACCACAAUUGUAGUAAGAAGUAAUUGUCGAGGUGACAUGACCGCCGACAAUGUGAUGACUUGUUGACGGAUAGGUUUGUUGUCUCGCCAGCGACAGUCUCCAAUAUAAAUUUCAUCGCCUAUUCAUAACAAGCAUUUGGCCUAGCCUGCAGUUUUCUUAUACGAUGUUGUUGUUGGCCUUUGUUUUCUGCUCGUUUAUUACUUUCACCUUCCUCCUUCCUGGGGUGUUUGGUUCACCUACACCAGACACCAUUUUCCUACUGAAAGAGUCUUCUUUCACAUCUCUCGGGUGUUCCAAGUUUUUUACGCCCACUUCCAUCCUCCAUCAAGUUCCAUCUCCUGGAGCCUGCUUUUCUCGCUGCUCACCUACCGAAGUUGCCGCCUAUACGCAGAUCCAAUAUGGCGUCCUUUGCUCCUGCGGUGACAAAGAAAUGCUUCAGGAACUUGAUGUGAUGGACCCUUGUACUGGUAAUAACUGGUAUUUGUAUAGUAACAAGGAGGUAGACGAGAACGAGGUUAUUGAACUGGAGGUCGAAGGAACUAGGGAGUUGGAGGGCUUUGACUCUGCUUUCUCUAGAAAAGGGCGGACAUCCGAAGCAUCAAUACCAACAGCAAAGCUGGGAAUGCUGACAUUUGGCAAGCAAGAUAGAAGCAAAAUACUAAAGUGAGGAACAGACAGCGAAUAGAGCCGUUAGUCUGUCUGUACUUUUGUUGACAGCAUUCUGGCAUAGAAUAAAACUUUUCUUUGCCAAAGGCUUGGAGAUGAGACGUCCGAAUGAGAGGCUGUUAAGAUAUCAACAGAAUAAUCCCUUGGAAGACUCAUAGAAAACGGGCUGAACGAAUGCAUGAAAGAACGUCGUAUAUAGACAUAUCAGGCGUUAGGAUG
Molecule: messenger RNA, 939 nt
Organism: Cryptococcus deneoformans JEC21
Lineage: Eukaryota; Fungi; Basidiomycota; Tremellomycetes; Tremellales; Cryptococcaceae
Product: Delta-12 fatty acid desaturase, putative
Exons: 4
Coding region: 218-721 (167 amino acids)
Source: RefSeq, a predicted model, not a curated record